UUGUGUUCGAGUGGAAAGAUAAAUGAAAAAUUACUCGGUGAACGGUGGACAGGGCCGUAGCCACAGUGCCCAGGUACAGCCCAGAUAAGAGAAAGAUCUUCAGUAAUUCGUCUGUAAUAUUAUGAGUUUUGCGAGAUGUAAAUCACUCGACCAGUAAUGGAGUGAACUAUAGGUAUGAGACCAUUAAAUGCAAGAUAAAGUCAGGAUUUCACAUCACAGCUUGCGAAAACUAUGACACUGUUGAAGCACCAGAAUUCCCACUGACAUGUCAACAGAUGAGUGUGGGGAGCUUAUUAUCUAUUGUUUCAGGAAAUCGGCGACAGAUAAAUUCAUUGCGGAAAGAUAUGCACAACGUGAAAUCAAAGAACACGUUUCAAUCAGAAAAACUGAAUGAACUGGAAGGUCAAGUAGAAAAUUUGAAACAAGCAAAUGAGGACCUUAAAAGUGAGAUGGAUCUUAUGACUCGGAAAGUAAAUUCAAUGUAUGCAGAAAUUUUGCGACUAUCUCGGGAGGGUAAUAAUUCAGGUAAGAAAACACCACCUGGUGCCAUUAAGCAAGAUGACAGUUUCAUUAAAGCCGGUAAUUGUGAUGUCGUAAUCGGUGGAAAUUGUUAUCUAAUUUUUAUCCGAAAUACCUUGGACUUGACGUUUUCUGAAGCUGUUGCAAUUUGCAAUGACCACAAAUCCAGUGUUGCUCUGUUUCCUAACAACGAUACCUACGACAAGAUUGUAAAGUAUUUGCGGACACAGCUGCCUGUUGGAUGGCUGAAUAUUCUCGUGUGGACGGGGCUGGAGAUAGAUGCAAAGACCGGUAACGCCAAAAACGAGCUUACGUCAUUCGCUAUUUGGAAACCGGAUGCAUUGCAUACAGGACCUUCACAUUUGAACUAUACGAAUGUUUAUCUUGAAGUUUCACAAUUACCAACUCACUCUGAUCAAGGCAUGGGUAAUUUUUUGCCAUCUAGUCCAAUGCACGGCGUCGUUUGUCAGAGGACGUCAUAACUUCAUGUACACUUAUGCUGAAUGUAAAAAAUAUAAAUUCGUACUUAGUUGAAUGUGGGAAAGUUGCCGAUAAUAUUAUAGCAUAGGUGAUGCUUCAAUUUUGAAAGCAACUGUGGGAUGAAACUCUAAUGUUUGCAUGCGAAAUAUUUCCCAGCCAAAAUAUUAUUGACUACCAAGUAGUUUGCAUGCUGAUAAAUAAUGAAUAUCGAUUUUUUUAUCACGCGUAUAAUAUGAAGAAAGCAUUACACUUGCCACUUCCUGACACUGUACAACUUCAAUUUAAUCUGUUAUCAAUCAUGCAGCGUGGCCCUAAGCUACGCCAAGUCUACCAUAUGUCAAUAUCAACUGUAUUUCAAGCUAUAGGCAUGUGGUCGCAAAUGUUUAUGAUUGCUGAUGCACAUAUCCCAAACAACUAAAACAAUGUUUUCCGAACUUUUACUUUUAUAUUACCCAGACUUACUGUACUGGAAUC
Messenger RNA from Styela clava, 1473 nucleotides. RefSeq lists its product as uncharacterized. Lineage: Eukaryota; Metazoa; Chordata; Ascidiacea; Stolidobranchia; Styelidae. The record is from RefSeq and is a predicted model, not a curated record.